This is a messenger RNA of Neltuma alba, 4634 nucleotides long. Its product is annotated as abscisic-aldehyde oxidase-like. The record is from RefSeq and is a predicted model, not a curated record. Lineage: Eukaryota; Viridiplantae; Streptophyta; Magnoliopsida; Fabales; Fabaceae. Gene Ontology annotation, molecular function: iron ion binding; oxidoreductase activity; 2 iron, 2 sulfur cluster binding. The transcript is spliced from 10 exons. The coding region runs from base 77 to 4192 and encodes 1371 amino acids.
GUGACAUGAUCUAUCCUUAGAUUUUUGCGGCAUUCGGCACUUUUCCUCCUGAACUUCACUUGAGUGCUGUGGAGAAAUGGCUGCGAUCAACGGAACAACGCCGGCGAAUCUGGUUUUUGCUGUUAAUGGAGUGAGGUUUGAGCUCUCUGAGCUUGACCCCUCAACCACUUUGCUUGAGUUCCUCCGUAGUCGGACCCGCUUCAAGAGCGUCAAGCUUGGCUGUGGUGAAGGUGGUUGUGGUGCCUGUGUUGUUUUAAUCUCCAAAUAUGAUCCUGUGCUUGAACAAGUAAUUGACUUUACGGCAAGUUCUUGUCUCACCCUACUUUGCAGCAUACAUGGGUGUUCAAUAACAACAAGUGAAGGCUUUGGAAAUAGUAAAGAGGGAUUUCAUCCAAUUCAUGAAAGAUUUUCAGGAUUCCAUGCCACCCAAUGCGGCUUUUGCACUCCUGGGAUCUGUGUUUCUCUCUUUGGGGCUCUGGUCAAUGCUGAAAAGACCAAACGCCCAGAUCCUCCUUCUGGGUUUUCAAAAAUGUCAGUUGCUGAGGCUGAAAAGGCUGUUUCAGGCAAUCUUUGUCGUUGCACAGGCUAUCGGUCAAUUGCUGAUGCCUGCAAAAGCUUUGCAGCUGAUGUUGAUAUGGAGGAUUUAGGGUUGAACUCAUUCUGGAAAAUGGGAGAAAGAAAGGACAUCAAGCUUAGUAGGUUGCCUCAAUAUGACCAUAACCAUAAAAAUAAGACAUUUCCAAUGUUUUUGAAGAAUGAAAUCAAGCCUGAUGUGUUCUUAUUUUCUAAAAGACAAAGUUGGCACAAUCCUGCUAGUCUAGAGGAACUUCAGACUUUAUUAUUGGAAACAAACCAGGUUGUUGGAACCCAGAUAAAACUAGUUGUUGGUAAUACUGGUAUGGGUUAUUACGGAGAUAUAGAUGACUUUGAUAUUUACAUUGAUUUAAGUGGCAUUUCAGAGCUCUCAAAGGUCAGAAAGGAUGCAUCAGGGGUUGAAAUUGGAGCAGCAGUCACAAUAGCUAAAGCCAUUGAAGCUCUAAAGCAAGAGGGAGAAAGUGAAUUUCUUGAGGAGUUUGAGAUGAUACUUGACAAAAUUGCUGAUCAUAUGAGCAAAAUUGCAUCAGGGUUUAUUCGCAACACAGCCAGUGUAGGUGGCAAUUUAGUAAUGGCACAAAAGAAAAAUUUUCCUUCAGAUAUUGCCACGAUACUUCUCGCUGUGGAUGCAGUGGUACGUAUAUGGAGUGGUGGACAUUUUGAAUGGCUUUCGUUAGAGGAGUUCCUGGAAGGAACACCGUUAGGUUGGGGGAGUGUACUUCUAAGUGUCAAAAUCCCAAGGUGGGAAUCGAUUAAAAUUACUUCUUCAGAAUGCAGAAGUAAAUUCUUCUUUGAAACAUUCCGAGCUGCUCCUCGACCCCUUGGAAAUGCCUUGCCCUAUUUAAGUGCUGCUUUCUUGGCCGAGGUUUCUCCAUGCAAUGAUUCUGUUGGGACCAGGAUCAAUUCCUGUAGGUUGUCUCUUGGAACCUGUGGAAUUAAACAUGCAAUUAGAGCGAAAAUUGUUGAGGAACUACUAGUAGGGAAGCUGCUAGAUCUUAGGAUUUUAUAUGAAGCCGUCAUAUUGCUUAAGACUACUGUGGUACCUGAAGAUGCAACCUCAAGGGCUGCUUAUCAGUCAAGCUUGGCAGCUGGUUUUCUUUAUGAGUUCUUUAAUCCCUUCAUUGACAACUCUGUUGAAAUCUUCAAUAGAUACUUUAAUGGAUACUCUUGCUCUUCUUUUGCAAGGGCCUCUGAAAUGAAAGAGAACCAGAUGCUUGUCCAUCAUGAUAUAAUUCCAACUUUACUUUCAUCUGGAAAGCAAGUCCUUCAAUUAGGUAGUGAGUAUUCUCCCAUUGGUGAGCCAGCUAUGAAAUCCGGUGCUGCAUUACAAGCUUCAGGUGAGGCUGUGUUUGUGGAUGACAUUCCUUCACCGACAAAUUGCCUACAUGGAGCCUAUAUAUAUAGCACAAGGCCUUUGGCGCGGGUAAAGAGUAUAAAGAUAAAUCCUGAAUUGCAUCUGGAUAGAGGGAGGUCAAUUAUUUCAAAGCAAGACAUUCCUGAAAGUGGGGAGAACAUUGGUUCGAUGACUAUAUUUGGUGUCGAACCUUUAUUUGCAGACAGGAUCACUAGAUGUGCUGGUGAACGUCUUGCUGUUGUGUUGGCAGAUACACAGAAACUCGCAGAUAUUGCUGCAAAGACUGCAGUUGUUGAUUAUGAAUAUGAGGAUCUUGAGUCACCUAUUCUUUCUGUGGAAGAAGCAGUAGAAAGAUCUAGCCUUUUUGAAGUUCCACCUUUCUUAUAUCCACAGCAUGUUGGCGAGCUAUCAAAAGGAAUGGCUGAAUCAGAUCACAAGAUUCUUUCUGCUGAGAUCAAACUUGGAUCUCAGUACUAUUUCUAUUUGGAGACCCAAACUGCACUUGCUGUACCUGAUGAAGACAACUGUAUGGUGGUUUACAGUUCUUCUCAAUGCCCUGAGUUUACCCAUUCUACUAUAGCAAGAUGCCUUGGUGUUCCUGAGCAUAAUGUUCGUGUAGUUACAAGAAGGGUUGGGGGAGGUUUUGGUGGAAAGGCCAUAAAAUCUGUACCUGUUGCUACAACAUGUGCACUUGCAGCGCAGAAACUUAAUCGCCCUGUCAGGAUGUAUCUGAACCGCAAAACAGAUAUGAUGAUGGCUGGAGGAAGGCAUCCUAUGAAGAUAACUUAUAGCGUUGGAUUUAAGGAUAAUGGGAAAAUUACUGCACUAGAACUUAAGAUAUUGAUAGAUGCAGGGAUAUAUACAGAUGUAAGUCCAAUAAUGCCACAUAACAUAGUUGGGGCACUUAAAAAGUAUGACUGGGGUGCUCUAUCUUUUGAUAUGAAGGUAUGCAAAACAAAUCGUCCUAGUAGAUCUGCAAUGCGAGGCCCUGGAGAUGUCCAGGGAUCUUUUAUUGCUGAAGCUGUUAUAGAACAUGUGGCAUCUACACUUUCAAUGGAUGUUGAUCUUGUUCGAAGCAUUAAUCUUCAUACAUACAAAAGUCUUUAUGCAUUUUAUGGGGGGUCUUCAGGUGAAGUUUUUGAGUAUACCUUGCCUUCUAUAUGGAAUAAGUUAGCUGUUUCUGCAACCUAUGACAGGAGGACUGAAACGGUAAAAGAGUUUAACAAAACUAACAUUUGGAAGAAAAGGGGCAUAUCUCGGGUACCAAUUGUGCAUCCAGUGAGUCAGAGGCCAACUCCUGGAAAGGCAAGUAUUUUAAGGGAUGGGUCCGUAGUUGUUGAAGUUGGAGGAAUCGAACUAGGUCAGGGCCUCUGGACUAAAGUAAAACAAAUGGCUGCUUUUGCUCUCAGUGCAAUUCAAUGUGAUAACAUUGGGAACCUUGUAGAUAAAGUACGGGUUGUACAAUCUGAUACCUUAAGCAUGAUUCAAGGGGGAUUUACUUCUGGGAGCACUACAUCGGAGUCAAGCUGUGAGGCAGUUCGGCUUUGCUGCAAUGUCUUGGUUGACAGGUUAAGGCCUCUCAAGGAAAAGCUGCAAAAGGAGAUGGGUUCCAUCGAGUGGGAGACACUUAUUUUUCAGGCACACUUGCAAGCUGUGAACUUAUCAGCAACUUCUUUUUUUGUCCCUGGUAUCACUUCCAUGAAUUACCUAAAUUAUGGCGCUGCUGUAAGUGAGGUGGAAAUAAAUCUUCUGACUGGAGCAACAACAGUUUUGCAAACAGAUAUCCUCUAUGAUUGUGGACAGAGUCUUAACCCUGCUGUGGAUCUAGGACAGAUUGAAGGAGCUUUUGUCCAGGGGCUAGGGUUUUUUAUGCUGGAAGAAUAUGGAACAAAUCCUGAUGGAUUAGUGUUGGCAGAUGGAACUUGGAACUACAAAAUACCUACAAUAGACACUAUACCUAAACAGUUCAAUGUAGAAAUCCUCAACAGCGGACAUCACAAAGAACGUAUUCUUUCUUCGAAGGCUUCUGGUGAACCGCCAUUGCUUCUAGCAUCUUCAGUUCACUGUGCUACUAGAGCUGCCAUUAAAGAGGCCAGAAAACAGCUUCUUUCAUGGAGCAACUUGGAUGCGUCUGAUUAUUUAACAUUCCAGUUGGAGGUCCCAGCAACCAUGCCUGUGGUAAAGCAACUUUGUGGACUUGACAAUGUGGAAAGAUACUUGAAGUGGAGAUUGAGCAACAAGUGAAAAGAUGUCUCCUGAAAAGAAACAAUCUGAAUGUUCUGCCUUAAUAAAAAUAAUCGGAAAUCUUGUAUAAUGCAUCCCCACUUCCCAGAUUGAUGGAGAUAAAAGAGAAGGUGGAUGUCCAAGAAUAAAGUUUAGCUCCCACUGCCAAUGGCCUAGUGGCCUAAUAGCAUGAAAGGUCAAGAGUUCGGUUUCGAUUAUAACAGCAAGCAGUUAGUGCUUUCCUCUUCAAUUAAAGUUAAGCUUCCACUGCUACCACUGCUUAAACUCUACCUCCGCCGUUUCCAUGGCUUCCUUUGCCUUGAAUCAAGUAUAUAUUGUUUUUGUUUAUUUUGAUAUUUUCGUAGUUGUUGCUAGUCCAGUACCAUCCCCAUCAUCAUAUUUCUUAGGUUAUCACUAAAUAUUAUUAUCAUUAUCAUUAAUAUUCUUAUAGUUAUUUUAUUAA